Molecule: messenger RNA, 2942 nt
Organism: Ixodes scapularis (black-legged tick)
Lineage: Eukaryota; Metazoa; Arthropoda; Arachnida; Ixodida; Ixodidae
Product: zinc finger protein 425
Exons: 11
Coding region: 152-1753 (533 amino acids)
Biological process (GO): regulation of transcription by RNA polymerase II
Cellular component (GO): nucleus
Molecular function (GO): DNA-binding transcription factor activity, RNA polymerase II-specific; RNA polymerase II transcription regulatory region sequence-specific DNA binding
Source: RefSeq, a predicted model, not a curated record
AUGUAGCGUCACCAACGGAAGCAAAUGCCUUGCUUUCAUACUUCCGUUCUUCGUUCGCUUCCAUGUUCGAUUCCGUGCUUGUGUAAAGUUCAAAUGCCGCUUGUUCGACAGAGAUCUCGAUGUUCCGCACGUAUUGCACCCCCGUGAAGUUAUGACGACUCCGAGUGGCAGCGAUGGCGGGGAGGACUACUGCCCGGCGAUGUUUGUGGAGGCCAUCUACGAGUCGCCGGACGCCAGCUACCUCGACCGGGGCAAGCUGCUCGAGAACCUGCUCACCAUUUCCCAUAGCGGCCACCCCGUGAUCCAGGAGCGGACUGAGUACCCUUGCCCACUGUGCCGGGGCACUUUCCGGGCCCUGGACGACCUGGUGCUGCACGAGUGCCCCAAGGAGCGCCCCAACCGGCCGCUGCUCACCUGCUGCUUCUGCGCUUUUGCCACGGACAUGGCCGUCAUCCUGAGGGACCACCUCAAGUUGCACACCAACCCAUCGCUGCGCUGCGGCCACUGCAACAACUGCUUUAUCAGCGAGGCAGCUCUUGUGAAGCACCUGCAACUUCAUGGCACCAGCCUACCCAUGCUGACCUUUGGCAUUGGAGCCUUUUCUUCAAACAUACCGGCUAACCAGACGGCGUUUGGGAUCAACGGCACCAUUGGUGGUCCCAACGUCCCCACCUACGUUGUGAACGUGCCUGAGGACCGGCAUUCCAAGUACAUGUGUCGGCUGUGCAAUGCCACCUUCCCCCGACUAAGCGGCUUGGCGGCCCACGGCCUCAAGCACCCAGAGUUUCCGGAUGUCUACAUCCAGGAGAACGUCCUGAUACCCAGGCGGAGCACUCACGAGCCACUAGGAGCCCUGAUGUGCUGCCAGUGCUGCCUGGUGUUCACCCACCCCCUGGCGCUGGCGGCUCACCACUGCAUGGGCGGCGCCCCAUCCGGCGGCGCCAGCAACGGCCCGGCGGCUGUCAACGGGGAGGCCCCAACUGGCGACGACCAGAUGGCCUGCAGCCCCGUGCGCCUGUAUUGCUGCCCGUACUGCCCCUACACCUCGUACCUGCUGGCCAGCCUGCAGAGGCACAAGGAGGUGCACUUCUCGCAUCGCUGCGUCGACUGCGCCGUCCGUUUCCUCACCCCCGGGGCGCUCACCCAGCACAGACAGAAGUUUCAUGCCGGGGGGUCCCAAGUAAGCCCAGUGGUGCCCAAGGCUCCCCCUACAAACAGCAACCACACCCAUCCUGCUACGCGAGGCCGCCCGAAGACACCCACUCAAACCUCUGCCCAAGCUGCUGCCAUCAAGUCUGUGGAGUCUGGGUGGAAGUGCAAGACAUGUGACUCCACCCUGCACAGCUGUGAGGAGGCCCUGGCUCACCGGUGUGCAACCUUUGAGUGCCCCCACUGCACCUUCGUCACGCACAAGCCCAACGGCCUGUCCAUCCACCUCAGCUACGCCCAUUCCUUCAAGUGCAAGAACUGCAGUAACACCUUUGCCACGAAGGAGUUGCAGUCCCUGCAUGGCACAUACCUGUGCGUGAACCGGCCUUUCAAGCACAUUGGCGAGGAAGACAUUCCCCUGGCAGUGCUCAGGCGCCACCCCCUGCUGCAGUCCACCGCCAAGAAGAGAGGACGGCUGCCGAAAGCUGCCCCUCAGGGGACGCAGAAGGUGUCGCGGAGGGUGUCCGAAGCAAGCCAGGCGGAGCCCAAACGCACCACCAGGAAGAGGGGCCGUCCCCGGGGAAGACGGAAACGGACGGCCUAGAGGUUCCGGCAUACGCAGCAGAGGGGAUGCGACGUGCCUCCAUGCCUGUUCCUAUCUGCAAGAGGGUCCUACAGGGUCAUUGGUGCAGUUGAAUACAAAACAAAAUUGUGAUAAGGAAACAAGUUUCUCCAUGGACCACCGAUAUCUUGGCAACCUAGUUGUUACACCAGACAGAAUCUUCAUCCCUCUUUGUUCAUGUGCUGGUUCAUGUGACAACAAAGUUUGGUGACGUACAAUGUUACGAGAAUGCUGCAUAUGGCGAUCAUCCAGCCUUGAGGGGAGCUCCGGCGGUUUCUCGAGCUAAGCAAACUAGACACAUUUCAGGGGUACCUAGGCUUUACUCUUCCCGGCGUGCUAUUUUAUUACUUUUAAAUUCAAAAUGGCUAUUCAGAAAGAAAUAUGCAUGGGCAAAUACUAGUGGAUUUUGAGUUCAAAGCAAAUUCAAAGCGAAUAAUGGUUUUGGCCGAAUAUUUUCUAAUAGCUUCUCCAAUCCUUUCACUCCUUCCACUUGUCCAUUUCAAAGCUGUUACUUUUAUUCUAGCUAUAUUUAUGGACCGUGGCCUGAGAAUGUCUAAUGCCUAUAUUGGGAUGGCAGUUAAACGACGCAUUUGACGUAAAGUUAAACCUACAGAGAUGCGCAACUGUACCUACCGUAAAAUACCGUAAGGACGCCCUCACCCGAGAGAUCACCCAUCCUGUUUUUCUGGCCCGAUUCCCACCAGACAUCACGCAGCGGACGACGGGAAUUGCGUCAACCGCGUGAUCUGCAGUACCGGUACACGUGGCAAUAGAGUUUGCGGCAGGUUCACGUGUUUUUGUCCGUGAUAUCGGUUCCCGCGACAUGUAUGCUGUCCAUGCGUGUUUAUUGCACCAUGAAACGCAAGUCUGCUGCAUCUGUGAUCUACAAUAUCUUUUACAGGGAAACGGGACUUCGUAGCUAAUUCCCGGUUGUUUAUCGAAUCGUGAAACGCGAAUUUGCCGUGUCCGCUUUUUGGAGGUAUCAGUUCCCGUUUUAGUGGUUUGUAGGGGAUACCCCCGCGUAUUAUCAUUAUUGGUUUUUAUAAAGUUUGGCUAUCGCGUCCGGUAGCCCACCCCAUGUUUUUCACCAAUUAUCUUUUUUAAUUUGGGUUGGCGUUCACGAGAUUUUAUGGUAUAUGCAAAUGUCCUUUCUUAAAAAUGAAUUUAUGAA